Blepharisma stoltei is the source of this 1293-nucleotide messenger RNA. NCBI's taxonomy places the organism in Eukaryota, Ciliophora, Heterotrichea, Heterotrichida, Blepharismidae. The record is from the annotation of a GenBank genome assembly.
AUGGAAAGUGAAAACGAAAUUGAUCAGUUUGGAAGACCAUAUCCAGCUAAACAAGGAGGCUACCAUAUAGCCCAAUUCUCCUUUUGGCUAGAGCUAUGCAAAUGUCUUCCAAUGCUAACUGAGAAGUCGGAAAACUAACUCCCUGGUGGUAAAUCUCUGUAUCAAGUGGAUUUGUCAUAUGGAGAGAUUGGUUUAACUAACAAAUAUUGGUUUCCCAGCUCUCUGAUUAGUCAGAGAUAUCGACAUAGCUCAAGCCAAAAGGAGACUUGGACUAUAUUCCUCAGCUGGCAGCUGAUUCAGUAGUUAUAAGGUUAAAUCCAGGAGGUUUUCAUGAAGUUUUACUUGUAACACGUGGUCAUUUUCCUUAUGUAGGGAAAUUAGCUUUCCCAGGAGGACGAAUCAAUUAUAAUGAAGAUCCCAAAGUUGGCUGCUUAAGAGAAUUGAAAGAAGAAUGUGGAAUUGAAGGAAAGAUUUUAGAUCUUCUGACCGUUCAAGGAGAUCCUCAGAGAGAUCCAAGAGGACAUGUUAUAAGUGUUUUUUAUUUGGUAGAAGUAGAUGCCAACGCUCAGAUAGUUGCUGGAGAUGAUGCAACUCAAGCAAGAUUUUAUGCCUUGGGCCCAAUGUUGGAAAGUCCAAACUUACUUGCAUUUGAUCAUCAUAAGAUUUUACAGAUUGCUGCUAGCCGCUUGCCAGGCCGAUAUCUUAACUUAACUUAAAUUUACAGGCGUCCGCCGUAGUGUUGACGCAGUCACCAAGGACCCAUUAUUAGGGUUCACCUGCUUUGCGGUAUAGUCCAAACUGAUCAUAUAAAUCAGUCACCAGGACAUACACCUACUCCUUCCCACGCGCGUGAGCCGUGGCUUAGUGUUGAGUGGGCGGGCUAUGGGCUUCUGCGGCUGCUGCUUGGGUUACGAGAGUUGGCUCUCUAGAAAUUCCAAAAAAUGGAAUUUCUGGUCACCUUUCGGCAAAAAGGAAAUCUUCAAGUCCUGGGACGUAACGCCCAGUUUCACGCUAGGUAGUUGCCCGAAUGGUCUAGGCAUUGCCUGUAGACUCUGCUGGGCUUACCCUUUCCAAACCUGAGGCACCUUUUCCCUCGGGGGAAAAUCCAUCCUGGUGGUUGAGCAUGGGCCAGGCUCUGCACUGCAGAAUUGCUUACCAUGGCAUUGUUGCUCAUUUCCGGAAUGGCAAAACCUUGCCGGAUAUAAUUAAAAUAUGAGUCGAGUGUGUGUGGCCGGAGGCACACCUAAACGAAGACGCCAUAUUUUAAUUAUGCCAGGCCGAUAUCAAGUUUAA